CAAUAGAACGGUGUUCGGCUUUCAUUAUAACACCAAUUAAUAAACAUUUGGAUGGCUGUAUGAGGAUGGGAACUCGAAGAUUAAUAAAUGAAUAUGCGAAACACCCCACUUUUUUCAUCUCAAAAUCAGCGUAGUAUAUAAGUUUUUAUCUGGAUUUUUUCGAGCCAGAAAUCGAGUGAGUGUUACUUGGGUUUCGAUUGAAGAUGAGGGAAUAUAGAUGUCGAUGGAUCUCGAUCAUAGCAGUUGUCAUUAUAUGGAUAAACGAAGCACAUUCUGGCGACAACGAUUAUAAUGUUAUUCACAACGAUGGGUCUUACCAAUUUGGAGGGGAUUCCCCCGAUUCUUAUCACUACGCAGAAGCUAACAGACAAAAUACCGUUCGAGGAGAAUUUGGCGGUAGAAACCCAAAAACAGGCGAUAUAGAUACGACAAUUUACACAGCUGGACCCAGAGGCUUUCGACCACGAGGUAAGAACGUUGUUAGAAAGUACGAUCUCAACCAGAGUGGUCCAAGACCUGUUGGAAGUCCAGAUGACCCUUACUACGAUCCGUAUGAAGACCCAAGUUACAACUUCGGGUUCAAGACAAGAACGCACUCCAGAGAAGAAAACGCUAAUAGAGUUGGCGAUGUCACUGGAAGGUAUUCUUACGUUGAUGAUAUAGGGGAAAGACACAAUGUCGAAUAUAUUGCGGGUAAAAGAACAGGGUUUCAUGUCAAAACUCCUUUUCCUGAUUCUAACCCCAGAGCAUAUGGCCCCUUAUACUUCAGAGGAAGAGGAAAACCAAUUCCAAGGGGAAGGACUUCAAUUCAAAGGGGUCUUGACGGUAGCUAUAGAUUUGUAUCUGCAGGACCAGAUCAAAGGCGUACGGAAGUUAGUGAUGCAACAGGUCACGUGAGAGGAUCUUACACGUAUUUGGAUGAAAAAGGUGUCCAACACUCUGUUCAUUAUAUAGCAGGUCCAGAAACUGGUUACAGAGUGCUGAAGAAUGUGAAAGGACCUCAUCUUCCAACUGUAUUCCCAUUCGGAAGACCUGACAUAAUAUCGCCGGAUUUCUACGAUGACUACAACAAAGACAUAGGAGAUGUUGGGGAUAUAUUUGGUACCUCUGGAUCAGGAAGUGGAGGUUCUUCAACUUCUGGAGGACAACCAGGGGGCUCUGGUGGAAUAAAGCCAGGAAGUCAAUUAGGAGGUGGAAUAGACGUCAGCAAAGACGAUUUCGACAAAUUCGGAGGUGAAGAUCCGGGCAGACCAUCUAGACCUAAACCAUCUAAUGGUGGUUACGACAGUUAUGAUGAUUACGAUUUAUUCGGUGAAGGGGUUAAGCCUGGAUCUUCAACAACUACACCAAGACCGGCUGGUGGUGAUGGAAAAGUACCAACCAUCGCAGGAUAUCCCACUAGUACAACACCAACACCAGGCGAAGUCGCGGGAACAACAACAUCUGGAUAUGUUCCUACAACCUCUGGCUACGGGGGAAGUUCGGACAAACCAAGCUAUGAUGGUUAUCCUACCGGUACUGCGGAAGGUGGAUAUCCAGGUGACACUGGCAGACCUGAGAAACCCCUUUCAGAAUAUGGACCCCCAGGCUUUGGAAAACCUAGCUCAGGAGGAAAACCUGGAGGAUAUAGACCCAGCACUUCUGGCGGCUACGGUUCUAAUGAGAUCGACGAUGAUUUUGGUCUUUUCGGUAGUCCGUCUGGGCAUGGAAUCAAACCCCCUGGUAAACCGAAUUAUGGCUUUCAAGUCGGUGGAGGAGUUGAUGGAGGGUCAUGUGAAAAAUGUCAUGGUACUAUUGUGACGAACGUGGGAGACAAAACUUUCACAGUUCCACCUGGGGUCUCUGUAAGGGCACACGUACAAGCAAUAGACUUAAUACCGUAUGAAUCUAAAAUACCAUCUCCAGGAGCCCAGAUGAGGGCAGACAUGUCAAAUCUGAGAACCGAAGAGCUCAACGCUGAGGAAGAUACAAUCGUAGCAGAUAAGCAAAAAACGGAAUCAUCAACUGAAGGCACCACGCAGUCUACACAAGCACAGGUUACGCAAUCUACAGAAACAACUACGACUUCUAGAUAGUGAAAAAUAAUAUUAUUUAUUCCUACAUUGAAUGUGUAUAUCUGUAUAUAAUGGUUAAACGAUAAGUAAAUCAAUUAUGCAAC
This is a messenger RNA of Coccinella septempunctata (seven-spotted ladybird), 2158 nucleotides long. RefSeq lists its product as uncharacterized. Gene Ontology annotation, cellular component: chitin-based extracellular matrix. The coding region runs from base 204 to 2075 and encodes 623 amino acids. Gene Ontology annotation, molecular function: structural constituent of chitin-based larval cuticle. The record is from RefSeq and is a predicted model, not a curated record. Lineage: Eukaryota; Metazoa; Arthropoda; Insecta; Coleoptera; Coccinellidae. The transcript is spliced from 5 exons.